AUCGCGAAUCAAUCAGACGAAGCCGAAAGAAGUUUGGACAGCAUUCUAUCAAAGUUUUUAACUUCUUUUGGGCAAAACGAAAGCUUGUGCUCCUAUUUAGAAGGUAUGUCUUUGCGAUUUUCAUGUUUUGAGGAGCCGGAAGUUUGUCUACUGAGCUCGAGACAUCUGGCCUCACCGGAUUCCAACUUCCAAGCUCGCGCAAACUCCCUGUGACCCGCUACUCGUGUUUCUCGCGCGGCCCAUCCAACUCUCCAGCUAUAUAAGACCGACGCGACGAGCCGGAGCUAUCCAUCGAAAGCCCAUCCGCACAGAAGAAGCUCCUCCACAGCUCUUUCCAGAGUUCUAAACCAUGGAGAAAUCCAUGGCUGUGACGUGCAUCGCGCUCCUCCUGCUGGCCACCAUCGCCCUCUACUGCGACGCCGCCGGCCCCCCGGCCCCCGCCAGUGACACUCUCUUCACCAACAAGCAGCUCCGCUCCAACGAGGAGCUGCGAUCCAACAACAGCUUCUUCGUCUUCAAGGUCCAGAGCGAUUGCAACAUGGUGCUGACGCGGGUCUCGGAUUCCAGCGUGCUGUGGUCGUCCGGGACGGGCGGAAAGGCGGCCGGGUGCUGGGUGACGAUGCAAGGCGAUGGGAAUUUGGUGCUCUACUCCAACCAGAACAACGCCGUGUGGAUGAGCAAGACGGCGCGCAAGGAGGAUCUCUACACGCUGAUGGUGCAGGACGAUGGGAAUGCCGUGAUCUACACCGCCUCCCACGUCGCGAUUUGGUCCACCAGUUACGAUUGAUUGAUCUGAUUGAGUCGAUGGUUGCUUCUUUUCUACUGAAAUAAACUAUAUGCC
Messenger RNA from Selaginella moellendorffii, 841 nucleotides. Its product is annotated as mannose-specific lectin. NCBI's taxonomy places the organism in Eukaryota, Viridiplantae, Streptophyta, Lycopodiopsida, Selaginellales, Selaginellaceae. Bases 350 to 787 code for a protein of 145 amino acids. The transcript is spliced from 2 exons. The record is from RefSeq and is a predicted model, not a curated record.